Molecule: messenger RNA, 417 nt
Organism: Insectozyma verbasci
Lineage: Eukaryota; Fungi; Ascomycota; Pichiomycetes; Serinales; Debaryomycetaceae
Source: the annotation of a GenBank genome assembly
AUGUCUACACCUAUACCUCGUCCACAAUCUCAACAGGAUACAGAUACUCCACAACCACAAUCUCAACCACAAUCUCAACCACAAUAUCAAAUUCACGAACAAUUAAAUGAUUCAAUUACUUGGGUAAAAGAUUGGCAUUCUCCUUUUAUUAAACAUCAGCGUAUUUUAGAACAAGAUUCACCUAUUAAAAUUAAAAGUUGGUAUAAAACAAAUAUUAAUCAUAAGAAUUUAUCGGAUAAUAAUUUAAAUUAUUUUCUCGAUUUAACGAAAUUUAAGUAUUUUAAGAAUGUUGAUAUUGAUUUGAAUAGUAAUAAUUCAUCAGAUAAUCAAAGUCAAAAAAGUGAAGAUCAUCAUUCAGCAGAAAAUCAAGAAUUUUCAAAUGCUAUUAAAUUGCAUAACAAUGAAACUACAUUAUAA